Messenger RNA from Drosophila biarmipes, 7886 nucleotides. RefSeq names its product protein strawberry notch homolog 1. Gene Ontology annotation, biological process: regulation of DNA-templated transcription. The record is from RefSeq and is a predicted model, not a curated record. Gene Ontology annotation, molecular function: histone binding; chromatin DNA binding. Gene Ontology annotation, cellular component: nucleus. The transcript has 3 exons. Lineage: Eukaryota; Metazoa; Arthropoda; Insecta; Diptera; Drosophilidae. Bases 98 to 7510 code for a protein of 2470 amino acids.
ACAGUGCACAUCGGUGAAAAAAAGGAACAAAUUCUUACAAAACUAAAACAAAUUUUAAAAUAAUAAAAUCAGUGAGUCCAAAUGUAAAUAUUGUGAGAUGCCUCCUAAAAAGAAGUGCGCAAAGACACAUGAUGAUUAUGAUGUGAUACAGCUGCCUGGCGAAAUAAAAGGCGGAGGUUGCAGGACCACAUCGUCCACAGCGGAACUAGGACGUCGGCAAAUGCCAGGUGGAAAACAGGCGAUUGCCACGGCUACCGGUACCCCGGAAUCCUAUGCAAGGUCCAGACGUUGCGGUUCAACAAGAAGCUCUGUUAAGGAAAACUCGGUUUCGGGCCGUUCCUGUACCCAAAAACCCUCGGAUAGUUAUGCCAGGCCAGCUUCAUCUGCAAUGUCCACCUCAUCGAGGCGCUCAAGCUCAAGACUUGGCAGCUUAGCAAGAAACUCGAAAUAUAUUAAUCAAAAUUCGACUAAGGGAGAACCCUUAGAAGAUUUUGUCAGGCCAGAUUCACCUGCAAUGUCCACCUCAACGAGACGCUCAGGCUUAAAACGUUGUGGUUCAGCAAGGAACUUGGUUAAUAAUAAAGGAAAUUCAGUAACUGGACGUACCGGUACCCCGGAACCCUCGAAAAAUUUCGCCAAGACAGUUUCGCCAGCAGAGUCCACCUCAUCGAGGCUUUCAAGAUCAAAACGUAGCGGCACAGCAAGAAAUUUGUAUAACAAAGGAAAUUCGGUUAAAGGACGUGCGGGUACCCUAGAACCCUCGGAAAAUUAUGCCAAGCCGCAAGCUUCACCUGCCCAGUCGAAAUCAUCGAUACGUUCAGGGGCUAUACGUAGCGGUGCAGUAAGAAAUCAGAACAAUUCGGGUAAGUGCCGCAUUACGGAAACUAUUACCCCAGAUCUCUCAGGCAACUAUGCCUGGCAAUAUUCAAGAGCUUUGCAAGAUCCUACACAUGAUGGAGUCAAUAAAAUCGAUGGAUCGUACCCGGCUUCACCUUCAAAGUCUACCUCAUCGAGGCGUUCAAGACGUUGCGGUUCAGUAAGAAACGUGGCUAGCAAAAAAAAAUCAGUUAAGGGGCGUACCGGUACCCCGGAACCCACGGAAAAUUAUGCCAAGUCGAUUUCAUCGAUACGUUCGGGUUCUAUACGUGGCGGUUCGGCAAGCAGCUUAAAUAACAAAGUAAAUAGACGUACCGGCACCCCAGAGCCCUCGCAAAAUUUUGCCAAGCCAGCUUCACCUGAGAUGUCCACCAAGUCUAAACGUUUGGGUUCAAAGCGUUGCAGUUCGGCAAGAAACUUAGGUAAUGAAAAUUCGACUAGGGGACGCACGCGUACUCCAGAACCCUCGGAAAAUUACGCCAAGAAAGUUUUGCCUGCAAAGUCCACCUCAUCAAGAAUUUCAAGUCCAAAACGUAGGGGCUCAGCAAGGAAUUUGGGUACUAAAGAAAAUUCGCUAAGGGGACGUACCGGCACCCCAGAGCCCUCGGAAAAUUAUGCCAAGCCGUCUUCACCUGCGAAGUCCAUUUCUUCGAUGCGUUCAGGUUCAAUAAGUAGCGGUAGAACAAAAAACUUGGAUUUUUUUAAAGAAAAUUCGACUAGGGGACGUACCGGUACCCCAGAGCCCUCAGAAAAUUUUGCGCAGCGAGCUUCACCUGCACAGUCCACCCUAGCAAUACGUUCCGGUUUUAGACGUUGCGGCUCAUCAAAAAACUUGGAUUAUUGUAAGGAAAAUUCGACUAGGGGACGUACCGGUACCCCGGGGCCCUCAGAAAAUUUUGCGCAGCGAGCUUCACCUGCACAGUCCACCCUAGCAAUACGUUCCGGUUCUAGACGUUGCGGCUCAUCAAAAAACUUGGAUUAUAGUAAGGAAAAUUCGACUAGGGGACGUACCGGUACCCCAGAGCCCUCAGAAAAUUUUGCGCAGCGAGCUUCACCUGCACAGUCCACCCUAGCAAUACGUUCCGGUUCUAGACGUUGCGGCUCAUCAAAAAACUUGGAUUAUAGUAAUGAAAAUUCGACUAGGGGACGUACCGGUACCCCAGAGCCCUCAGAAAAUUUUGCGCAGCGAGCUUCACCUGCACAGUCCACCCUAUCAAUACCUUCCGGUUCUAGACGUUGCGGCUCAUCAAAAAACUUGGAUUAUUGUAUGGAAAAUUCGACUAGGGGACGUACCGGUACCCCGGGGCCCUCAGAAAAUUUUGCACAGCGAGCUUCACCUGCACAGUCCACCCUAUCAAUACGCUCCGGUUCUAGAGAUUGCGGCUCAUCAAAAAACUUGGAUUAUUGUAAGGAAAAUUCGACUAGGGGACGUACCGGUACCCCGGGGCCCUCAGAAAAUUUUGCGCAGCGAGCUUCACCUGCACAGUCCACCCUAGCAAUACGUUCCGGUUCUAGACGUUGCGGCUCAUCAAAAAACUUGGAUUAUAGUAAGGAAAAUUUGACUAGGGGACAUACAGGUACCCCCGAACUCUCGGAAAAUUAUGCCACACCAGCUGCACUCACAAGGUCCACCUCAUCCAGGCUUUCAGGUUCAAAAAGAACCUCGGAUAAUAAAGAAAACUUGUUUAAAGGACGUUCCGCAAACGCUGGUACCCUUGAGCCCUCGGACGAUUGGGAUCAGAACACUCAGAAACAUGGAACGACUGGCUCAACCAAUACAUCGCUUCUAAGAGCAAAAACCCAUGAAAUCAUUUCACCAAAGAGAGCCAAGCCCAAUAAAGAAAUAAAGAAAUUGGAGGAUCAGUCAGAUGAAAAAAGUGUACCCUUCGUAAGGGUGGCACAGGAGAUAACAAGUUGGAGCAUAAAUCCUCAGAACAGUUUUCCGACGGAGAAAAAGAAUAUGCCCUUCAUUGAAACGCAAAAUGCGAUCCCAAAGAAUAGCAUGGACGGAAACUAUCAGGAUCCGGAGAAUCAUUCAGGGAUGAUCAAAAAGUCAAGUCAAGGUACAGUCGGCACAGUCCCAAAUUAUCAUCCGGCGGAGCAGAAUACUCCGGGCUACUCUAUGACCUUCACGAAGGUUGCACAGGAGAUAAUAUCGGGUAUACAUUCCGAGAGCAUUUUUCCGACGGACGAAAAUAAAAGGGAUCAGAGUUCGAAGAAUACCUUAAUAAGGGUGGACAAGUCAUGUCAGAAUAGAGACAAUACAGUCUGGAAUAAUCAUCAAGAGUAUCCCCAUAACUCGGCCUUCAACUCUCAAAUCAAAUCGCAACCCUUUUCUAUGGGCAAUAACACCGGUGCGAAUAUGGCGGUAAUGGGGGGUAAGCCUGGCACUAGCGUUAUAAGACAGGAACAACCUCAUCCAAAUACAGCCCCAAUUACCCAAAAUGCCAUAUAUGAACCUUUGAAUUUAUUGAAACAUAAUAUUCCUAAUAACGCUACUCUCCAAAUAAAUCCUGCAUUUAAAGACAGUAAUUUUGCUAACUUUCCAGAACGGAUUCCCAGAUUUGUCUUUGAUGGCAAUACUAUAAAUAAUACCUUCAAUCAAUAUGAAAAUAACUUAUUAGGUAACGGAUAUAAUGACGAAGAACAAAAGAACAGACGAAUUGAUGCUGAUCUGGCCCUGAUUUUCGAAGGUCUCGAUUCACAGUCCUUCCAAGAAGAAACCUCAGUAGAGGGGAAUAAUCAAGAACAACUUUCAGUUGACGCCAAAGCAAAUUUAGACGAAGUGGAUGCACGUCUUCAGGCAGAACUGGACGCUCUUCCCAUGGUGGAGAUUGAGGCUGAGACUGAGCCCCCAAAAACUGAGGCUGCUGUUAGGAUUCCUCAGAACACAGUUUAUCCAAUGCAGAGUCAGCAAUUCCAUCCUCCACGCCCUGUAGCACCCAUUAACCAGAUGGCUUACUAUAAUUCCAUGCAGGCUGCAAGGCCCACCGGCUUUCCAAUGGUUAAUCCCGUGGCCACCACCUCGCAUCGCACACUGGCCCAGGUUCCGAUAGUCACGCGACUGAAGGGUGCCCAGGGUCAGGAUAUCUCGGUCAAGUAUACGACCGGACCCGAUGGACUCAUCACAAAUGUGCAGAUGGACCCGCCUCCGAUGGGCUCGGAUCAGUCGAAGGGAAUGGCAAAGAGCUUUACGGCCCUGGAACUCCACCAGAUACUGCAGAGUGGUCAGCCAUACUUGCCCAUGACGAGCAAUGGCUGCCCGGGAGCUAUGCUCAAGGAACCACUGAUGAUUAGGGAUGCUCCAGCAGUGUUCCCAGCCGAACAGGCGGUGGAAGACGAGGAGGUGGACUACGAGGAGAUCGGAGUGGCGGAUACCUUUGCUGCCUACUGGCCCAGCAAGCUGAAGGUGGGCCGUGCCCAUCCUGAUCCCGUGGUGGAAACGGCUACCUUGUCUUCGGUGGAACUGCCUGAUAUUACUUACCAACUGGGACUGCCCGCGAAGACCACCGAGUGCCUGAGUGCCCUGCAACUGGAGGCGGUGGUCUAUGCCUGCCAGGCCCACGAGCAGAUCCUGCCCAGCGGCGAGCGGGCGGGCUUCCUCUUGGGCGAUGGAGCCGGUGUGGGCAAGGGUCGCACCAUUGCGGGCAUCAUCUAUGACAACUACCUGAAGGGCAGGCGUCGUGCCCUUUGGAUUUCCGUGUCCAAUGACCUAAAGUUCGAUGCGGAGAGGGAUCUCUCAGACAUUGGAGCCCACGAGAAGGUACGCGUGGUGCCCAUCAGCAAGUUCAAGUACAGUCGCAUUGACUCGGAGGAAAACGAGAACUUCCGCAGGGGUGUGAUAUUCUGCACUUACACAGCUCUGAUUGGCGAAUCCCUGACUGCCAACUCCAAGUACAAGACUCGACUACGCCAGUUGGUCAACUGGCUGGGCAAGAAGUUCGAUGGAGUGAUUGUGUUCGAUGAGUGCCACAAGGCUAAGAACCUCAGUCUGAUGAACGUGGGCAAGUCCACCAAGACAGGAACCACUGUGCUGGAGCUGCAGAAGCUGCUGCCCAACGCCAGAGUAGUCUAUGCCUCGGCCACGGGAGCCAGCGAGCCCAGGAAUAUGGCCUACAUGGUGAGAUUGGGUCUCUGGGGUCCUGGGACAUCCUACCCCGAGUUCUACGAGUUUGUCAAUGCUGUCGAGAAGCGGGGCAUUGGAGCCAUGGAAAUCGUGGCCAUGGAUAUGAAGCUGAGGGGCACCUACAUAGCUCGUCAGCUGAGCUUCAAGGAUGUUAGCUUUCGCAUCGAGGAGGUGCCCAUGGCCAAGGACUUCCGCAAAAGCUACAACUUGGCGGCGGAGCUCUGGGCCGAGAUCAACAAGAAGUUCCAGAGGGCCUGCCGCCUGAUGUGCAUCGAAAACCGGGUCCAGAAGAUAAUCACCUGCCAAUUCUGGUGCGCCCACCAGCGUUUCUUCAAGAACCUGUGCAUCGCCUCCAAGGUCAACCAUGUGGUCAAGAUGACGCGCCAGGCCACGCGAAUGGGCAAGGCGGUGGUCAUCGGGCUCCAAUCCACUGGGGAAUCACGCACCCUGGAGCAUCUGGAGCGACAUCAUGGCAAGCUUAAUACUUUUGUGUCCACCUCCAAGAUGAUCAUCCAGUCGUUUGUGGAGAAACACUUCCCAGCGCCCAAGCGCGACUCCUUUCACCAUCUUCUGAACACUGGAGAGUUCGAGCCGGAAGCCCGAUCCCGACCACCAAGAGCCAAGAAGGCCAAGAUGAAUCCCGACUGGUUCGACGACGACAUGGAUGCCGAGGCGGGGGAGAGUGACAUCGAGAUGUACGAGAGCAGCUGGGGGGCAGACGAUGAGCGUACCAAAUCGGGACGAAAGCGCCGAGGUCGCCCACCCAAGGCGGACAAGGUGGAGAAGAUCACCAUGCAAGAGCGCAUUCUGCAGCACCUUUGCAAUAAUAUGCGGGCCCAGGAUAACGAUGGCGAACCCACCUACACCUUCGACAAUACCAAGCCCCAGAAGGCCAACAUCACCGAGCGGGAUGUGGAACGUUGCAUCAGCUCACGGGAACUGCUGCUGGAGAAGAUCGAGAUGCUGGGCAAGAAGAUGCCGCCCAACACUCUGGACAAACUAAUCUCGGAACUGGGGGGAACCAACCUGGUGGCCGAAAUGACAGGUCGUCGUGGCAGAGUGGUGCGAACCGAGUACGAUGGCUACAAAUAUGAGCCUCGUUGCGAGAACGACUCGUCGAUGGACUUGGUGAACUACCGGGAGAAGCAGCGCUUCAUGGAGGGCAGUAAGCACGUGGCCAUCAUCUCGGAGGCGGCCUCCAGUGGCAUUUCCCUGCAGAGCGACAAGAGGGUCUCCAACCAGAGGCGUCGGCUGCACAUCACACUGGAACUGCCGUGGAGUGCGGAUCGAGCCAUCCAGCAGUUCGGACGCACUCAUCGUUCCAAUCAGGUAAAUUCUCCCGAAUACGUAUUCGUGAUCACGGAUCUGGCAGGUGAGCGGCGUUUCGCCUCCACGGUGGCCAAAAGGCUGGAGAGCCUGGGGGCCCUGACCCAGGGAGACCGUCGGGCCACCGAUGCCCGGGAUCUCUCGCAGUUCAACAUCGACAACAGCAUCGGGCGCAGUGCCCUGGAGAGUGUGAUGCAGCAGCUGACCAGGGAGAAGCCCCUGGAUCCAUCUGAAGUACCCCAAUCCUACAAGGGGGACUUCCUCUUCGAUUGCAGUGCGUCCAUGGCCGGCGUGGGAAUGCUCAACGUUCGCGAGGAGAACAAACUGAAGGUGUUCAGCGUGGAGAAGGAUAGUAACAACAUAUCCAAGUUCCUCAACCGCAUCCUCGGCUGCCGUGUUGAAAUUCAAAAUGCCCUGUUCAAAUUCUUCCUGGACAAGAUGUACUCGCUGAUCAUGCAAAUGAAGCGCACGGGACGCUUCGAUCUGGGCAUCCUCGACCUGGAUGCCCACGGGGCCAGUGUGAAAUCUAUCAAGCGGGUGAAAUUCAUUAGGAAGCAUGCCACAGGAACUGCGGCCACUGAGCUGCACACUGUGACCGUGGAACGGGGCAUGUCCUUUGAAACAGCCCUCGCCAAAUACCGAAAGGAGGGCCAGCACGAGCACGAUGGCUUCUACGUUCUCCAGCAAUUGCGGCACAACAAGAACUCCUCCAUUUUGUGCCUGCAGGCUCAGUCGAAUUCCUCGGAUGCAACGUCCGGAAAGAUAAAUCUACAAAUCUAUCGACCCAACACUGGUCCCCAAGUGCGUUUGGAGACGCUCAGCUCGAUUUCAUCGCGCUAUGUCAAGGUGGAACCGGAGAAAGCCCAGGAGUUCUGGCUGCAGCAGUACGACUUUUGCUUGAACAAGUGCUCCCAUGUCUACUGGAGUCGGAUCUGCCCGUAUCCGACGAGCUGCGAGGUGGGACUGCGGGUGCGCACCUAUCACGUGCUUUCCGGCCUGAUGCUGCCCAUUUGGGACCGGAUCGAGCUGAUCAUCGAGAAGAGCAACCAGAAGAUCCAGAUCAUACGCGUGAAGACCGAUGUGAACACCAAGAUUGUGGGCACGGUGGUGCCGCAUGCCGUCUACGACGCCCUGGUGGCCGAUUUGUCCUCGGACUCCAUCAUGGAGGUGGAGGACCAUUAAAAUGACACCGCCCCUGUAAUAUUUACGGUUCAACGCACAAUCGCCGCAGUAGCAGCAGCAGCAGAGCGCGCUUCUAUUGCCACUUUAAAAAUAUCAACUCGAAUUGUGGCGCUCAAAGCAAUACAUGUGUGGCGUAAGCUUUCGCUUUUUCCAAAUGCCAGGCACGCUCCACCAGCGCCAGCACCGAGGAGGAUAUGCCCCACCAUCCAGGAGGAGCAGCCCGCCGAGGUUCCCGGCCAUAAACAAUGGCCACAAAAGCACAUGCGGCAAGACACUUACAGCUCGUCUGCGUGCGUAUGUGAUUCAUAUGUAUUGUCUGCAGUGCUGCGGGGUCUGCCACACAAACACUGAGAAAAAUAAAUGCACACUAACUAAA